AUGGCCGUGGUUUCCGUGGGGAACGACUUGCAGACCCCCAUCGAAGUCAAGCUUCGCAGUGGGAAGUGGCAGGUGGUGUAUCCCCAGAGGUCUUGGGAUGUCGAAGUGCCGGAUGUAGUGGCCACCUCCGUGCAGAUUCGGUUGCGAGAAAAUCCAGCAUUGAAGGGCAGCUGCAAGGUUACCGAUGGCUCCUCAGAAUUAUGGGCCUCCGUGGACUUCGAAGCUUUCAGCCGGGAGGCGAAAGGCCGCGACCGAGCCGAGGCCCGGGAGCUGGCCCGCGAAGGCAAGCGACGCAAAGAAGCCCAGAUGCGGACCGAGAAGAUGAUCCAGGAGGCCGCCGCUGAGAAGCGGAACACAGAUGCAUUGGAGAGACUGCAGAAAUUUGCAGUUGUGACUUGUUUUCCGUUGGUCCUCCUGAUCAUUUGCGUUGCAAUCCCGCCCGGAAGUGCGCUGGCGGCUGCACUGUUAGCGAGCGCCACGCUGCCGUUGUGCUGCUGUUUUAGUCCUCUGAUCGUUGGUCUCAGCUGGCGACGAGAAAAUGAUGACUUUUUUUUGGGAAAGUACGCUGUCCGGGCCCGUUUUGGCUUCCGUCUUCUGGGGUUCCUCGCGCUGGCUUUGCUGCUGCUGAUGACGGUCCAACACGCUCUGCAAGGAUUCUCGUGGACUGCAGCCAUCCUUUGGCCUGUGCCCUUGUUUUGUGGCGGCGGUUUUGUUGUCUAUUUUUUGAGCGGCGACUUUGGGCUCGAUGACGAGGAGAAGGCCACCCUAGAACAAGAGCGCGAGGAAGCCCAACGCGAAAUCAGCAACCGGACCAUCCGCUUCGAGGGGAGAGUCGUCUGCGAACGCGGGCGGCCCUGCGUGGCCAGCUGGCCUGGGAAGUACGCGGGAGCAUGGGAAUCUCUCGUGUCGCAAGGCCGGAACGGCCAAGUCAGCGCAGCCGUCGUCUUCCUCCCUGAAGGCACAGACGACUACGGCCAGUGCGACAGCAUCCCGGAAGCUGAAGGCUUGCCCGGCACCUGCUGGUGCACGCCCCUCUACGGUGAACAGAAGCCUUGGGGGUGCAGGUGGUUUACCAAGUGGAGGCAGAACAUCGAGACGGCCGUGGAGUCCGGAGCAGAGCUGGAAGUUUACUACUUCCAGAACCAUGUUGGCAAAGGCAAGGUGGAGAGCUUCAACACGGCAGGCGACGACAACCUCCACAGGGAGAAGGUCAACAAGAAACAAUGCGACUUCGAGGAGUCUCCUGAAUUCAAGCAGGCGCUGGACGCAGGUCUCGGCAACCUCUCCCAGGAGCCGCGUGGCGACGGAUCCUCCCAGCACAGCCGUGAAGCCCGGCGCCUGUUCCUCGCCUCCCUCUCGGAGACAGAGCGCCAGUAUCUGGCCACCGCAGAGGGCCUCGGCAACUCCCAGAAAGCCGAGGUCGCCUGGCUGGAAAAGAAGGGCUACACGUACUGGGAGGUGGACGUCUCCACGUGGCUCCCGGGAGAGGGAGUUGAGAGAUACGUCCCGAUAUCUGGCGAACGAGAACCACAAAUUUAUGGCCGGAGCUCAGCUCCAACGCCGGAUAGCAAACUCGCCCACUCUGAUUUUGAGAGAUCCUGCCUGCGGAAUUCAGCCGCCCUGGGGCAAGACGACGUUUCACUCAAUCUCGAUAUCUCGAGAAUAG
Molecule: messenger RNA, 1666 nt
Organism: Symbiodinium necroappetens
Lineage: Eukaryota; Dinophyceae; Suessiales; Symbiodiniaceae
Source: the annotation of a GenBank genome assembly